AUGGGUGAGACACAGGUCAGGGAUGAUGGCACAGUUACAAGGUCAGCUGAGGUAAGCCAUUUCCAUUGACAGAGCAAAACACAUCUUUCUCCUCCCCAUAUAGAAGUAAUAUUUGUUUGAAAUAAAAGUACAUCCCAAGAGGAAGAAAUCUUAGUGGCCUUUUAUACUUCCCUUGUAUUCUGCACCUGGUUACAUUAUGAUGUCUAUCUAUAAUUGAUAGUAUGUGUAACAUGUAGUCUUUCUUCUUUAUGAAGUAUGUUGGCUCCUUUCCUGUGGAUGACUGCUGUUUAGAUGAUCAGAUGCAGCAGUUGCACACACAGCUCAAGUCUCUCAAAGUAGGUGCUGAUUACAAAUUAGAAAGCAGCAGUACUUUAAGACAAGUCUUGACUGUUAACAAAGAUUUAUGGUGGAGAUAGGAUCGUGCACAGACCUUUUCAUGGGCAGGUGCUCAAACCAAAAAAAGGGCAUGAAAGCAAUAGGUGGACAUAUCUUAAUGGCUACUUAAAUGACACAUACAGUGGGGGAAAAAAGUAUUUAGUCAGCCACCAAUUGUGCAAGUUCUCCCACUUAAAAAGAUGAGAGGCCUGUAAUUUUCAUCAUAGGUACACGUCAACUAUGACAGACAAAAUGAGGAAAAAAAAUCCAGAAAAUCACAUUGUAGGAUUUUUUAAAACUCGUUACCUGUAUUAAUGGCACCUGUUUGAACUUGUUAUCAGUAUAAAAUACACCUGUCCACAACCUCAAAGUCACACUCCAAACUCCACUAUGGCCAAGACCAAAGAGCUGUCAAAGGACACCAGAAACAAAAUUGUAGACCUGCACCAGGCUGGGAAGACUGAAUCUGCAAUGGGUAAGCAGCUUGGUUUGAAGAAAUCAACUGUGGGAGCAAUUAUUAGGAAAUGGAAGACAUACAAGACCACUGAUAAUCUCCGUCGAUCUGGGGCUCCACGCAAGAUCUCACCCCGUGGGGUCAAAAUGAUCACAAGAACGGUGAGCAAAAAUCCCAGAACCACACAGGGGGACCUAGUGAAUGACCUGCAGAGAGCUGGGACCAAAGUAACAAAGCCUACCAUCAGUAACACACUACGCCGCCAGGGACUCAAAUCCUGCAGUGCAAGACGUGUCCCCCUGCUUAAGCCAGUACAUGUCCAGGCCCGUCUGAAGUUUGCUAGAGUGCAUUUGGAUGAUCCAGAAGAGGAUUGGGAGAAUGUCAGAUGGUCAGAUGAAACCAAAAUAGAACUUUUUGGUAAAAACUCAACUCGUCGUGUUUGGAGGACAAAGAAUGCUGAGUUGCAUCCAAAGAACACCAUACCUACUGUGAAGCAUGGGGGUGGAAACAUCAUGCUUUGGGGCUGUUUUUCUGCAAAGGGACCAGGACGACUGAUCCGUGUAAAGGAAAGAAUGAAUGGGGCCAUGUAUCGCGAGAUUUUGAGUGAAAACCUCCUUCCAUCAGCAAAGGCAUUGAAGAUGAAACGUGGCUGGGUCUUUCAGCAUGACAAUGAUCCCAAACACACCGCCCGGGCAACAAAGGAGUGGCUUCGUAAGAAGCAUUUCAAGGUCCUGGAGUGGCCUAGCCAGUCUCCAGAUCUCAACCCCAUAGAAAAUCUUUGGAGGGAGUUGAAAGUCUGUUGCCCAGCGACAGCCCCAAAACAUCACUGCUCUAGAGGAGAUCUGCAUGGAGGAAUGGGCCAAAAUACCAGCAACAGUGUGUGAAGACUUACAGAAAACGUUUGACCUGUGUCAUUGCCAACAAAGUGUAUAUGACAAAGUAUUGAGAAACUUUUGUUAUUGACCAAAUACUUAUUUUUCACCAUAAUUUGCAAAUAAAUUCAUUAAAAAUCCUACAAUGUGAUUUUCUGGAUUUUUUUUCUCAUUUUGUCUGUCAUAGUUGACGUGUACCUAUGAUGAAAAUUACAGGCCUCUCUCAUCUUUUUAAGUGGGAGAACUUGCACAAUUGGUGGCUGACUAAAUACUUUUUCCCCCCACUGUAUUUAAUGUGAAUUGCAGGCAGUGGGUUCAGAACAACAAUGACAAACUGUAUACAAAGAAUAUAUAUUGUUUUGGCCCCAAAAAAGGGCACUUUAGAGACUGGAAGGAUGUGCCUAACUGAAGUGUUACAUUUUUUCACAGACAUGCAAGAAAAGGAGGUCUGUGUCCCUGAAAUUUUCCAUCAAAGGUGUGAAGAUGUAUGAUGAAGAUGAGACAGUAAGAGUUGACCUUCCCAAAGCAAAGCAAGUGUAUCAUUGUUGUUAGAGCUGUGUGCACUACAUCAACAUUCUUUUUUACUUUCCUUGUCUGUAGACCAUCCUCAUGGCCCAUGCGCUACGAAGGGUCUCCCUUUCCACCGCCCACCCCUCGGACGCCCAGUUUGCCUUUGUUUCACACAACCCAGGCAACCCUGAUGCCCAACUAUACUGCCACCUCUUCAAGGCUAGUCAUGCCAGAGCAGUAAGAACCAGCGUUGGAUCUUUGCCUCCCAAGAUGGUUGUCAACGAAAUCCCUCUUUGAUGGCUUUAAGCUGCAGGUUAUUGUCUCAUUUGUCUCUCUUUGGGUGUGUUCCCUCCCAGGCCCAGUUCCUGAACCUGUUGCUGUGCCGCUGUUUCCAGCUGUCCUACCUGGAGAAGCACCCAGAGGUGGCUCAAGAUGAGUCUGCAGGCCCACUGCCCAACUGCACCCCCUCCCUCCUCAACCAGGGCUUCCCUCUCAGUGUCAGUGCCCUUGUGUCCUUCAGAAGGGCCCCCACUCAGGGCUUACUCCCAGGGGAAAAGGUCAGUCAAACCUGUUUGUUUUAACUUAAUUGUGAAAGCAUUAUUUCUCUGUGCCAUUUUUUUAUUUGUUAUUUGUGUAGCUGAGCCCUGUACAUUGUGCUGGCCUAGCUGUUGACCUGUUAACACUUUCUAUGGGUCUUUAUUGUAGGUCUUCCCAUUGAAGAACAACAGUGCAACAACUGAGGAACAACCAAGCAUCCAAGAGGAGGUCUUCACCUCUCCUUCCCUUGUGCGCAAGAAAGCCAUCCGCAACAAAGUACUGUGCUCAGGGGCCUAUCGCUCCUUCACUUACAGCCCUCACAAACAACGCCACCUUCAGGAUCGGCUUAACUCUCCACAAGGUGGGCCAAGUGUGCAGAGAGCUCUUUCAAGAGUGAAACAGUUCAUUAGGUAAUGCAUACCCUUAGUGCUAUGUGAUGGGCACUCACUCAACGUCUGUGGUGUAGGCAGUUUUCAUGGUAUCGAUUUGUCAUUACAUACACCCUCUGAUAAACUUACAGGCACUUAUUUUUCACAGGGGUCAGAUUUACUGUAACGUUAAAAGCUUUUUACCACGCAUUUAAAUUGAACAUGUUAUGACGUUUUAUGAACUCCUUUAUCACAGUUUCCCUUGAAACAGUAGUUGUACUCACAUCAGUAAGUUUUUCCACUGUGACUCCACUUGAGGUGGAAUGGAAAUAGAUUGGAGGUUAUCCAAAGCAAACAAGCCCCUUGAAAUAUUUCCCUUGAGGGACCUCUUGAAAUGUGAUCAUCCCAAGAUGCUAUGGAAUCCCUUAUCUUGAAUGUGAAACAGGAAAGGGGCAGGACAAAAUACCAGUGAGGAGAGCCCGGCCCCCGAGCCUUGCCGAAACAGAAGAAGCUCUGGCUCAAGCGGUGUGGUGUUGGGCAGGCAUCGCCACGUGAGUCACCACCUCUCAUUUGUUAUAAUAAUAAUAAUAUAUGCUAUUUAGCAUACACUUUUAUCCAAAACGACUUAGUGAUGUGUGCAUACAUUUUUUGCAUAGCGUGGUCCCAGCGGGAAUCGAACCCACAAUCCUGGUGUUGCUAGCGCCAGGCUCUAACAACUGAGACACAUUUACCUGACUCACACUUAUCCCAGAACAGUUCCUUGUGUGCUUUAUGGUGUGUUUGCUUGAUGAGAACUCAUGUCAGUCAUCUCAGGGCUGCCAUUGGUCUUCAACCCCCCCCCCCCCCCCCCCCUUCAUGUGUUACAGUGACAGAAGCUCCUCUCUGCUUGCAGAGGACGUCCUGGGCUCGUACCUCCUGUGCCCGCAUCCUAAGAGAUCUGGCUGUGGCUCUCUCAUCAUUCGUUUCUCUUCUGGCCUCGUCACCCACCUCAUAGACAACACCUAUAAAGGGACAUACCUGCUUGAGGUGAGCUGUCUUAUGGUCAAUCAUUCAAUUUUCAUCAACUUUCUUUAACUUCCAAUUUAAGCUCUUCGUUAAUGUAUUUUCAAUUCGUAGAUAAUAAGUAAUUUUCAUGUUUAUAUACUAGAACUGCCACAUAGAAUUCUGCACCAUUGCUGCCUUGAUAGAGCACUACACAGAGUUCGAGGAGCUGGACUUUCCGCUGAGUUGUGCCCGCGUAAACCACUGCUACGAGUGGGAGGAGAACGUUGGCAAGGCACACCAAAGCUUCAAAAGAAAGAAUGCAAAAUAUAACCAGAGGAAGUAA
Molecule: messenger RNA, 4443 nt
Organism: Coregonus sp. 'balchen'
Lineage: Eukaryota; Metazoa; Chordata; Actinopteri; Salmoniformes; Salmonidae
Source: the annotation of a GenBank genome assembly